GAUUUCUGCGAUUUGACAACGCAGUCCAAGAUAGCUAAAGCUAACCAGUUGUUGUUAUGAAAUGGAUGCUGUUGAAGCUACCAAGAAAUUCGUAGGCUCCUACGUUCAAAGUGCGAUUGGAAUAUUUUCCAGUAGUUCGGCUUCAACCAGUAACCCAGUUGCUAAAAUCGAGCAGGAACUUGUUCUUCAGGCGAAAUCAAAGGCUGAUUUGGCAGUUAACGAAAUGCAGAAAAUGGCUAGAGUCGGGCAUCCUGUUUUGAGACUCGCUGGUCUUUCAGGAGCAGCUGCAGUAAUAUUGGGGGCAUAUGGUGCACACGCUUUUUUGAAAAAGGAAGAUGUCACCAAUGAAUUCAAGCAGGUCUUUGAAACUGCCAACAAGUAUCAUUUUCUACAUUCAAUUGCUUUAUUGGGUGUUCCACUUUGCCGCAGACCUCAACUGACUGGUACCCUCCUGAUUUUAGGAACCUUGAUUUUUUCUGGCACAUGCUACUACUAUGCCUUAACUGAAGAACGCUGGAUUCGCAAGUACACGCCAUACGGAGGGUUCUUACUUAUUUUUGGUUGGCUUUCUAUGGCUCUGUAAUAAUGCAUUACAUUACAACUUCUAUCAUUAUAUAGUGAUGUCACACAAAAACAAAUUUUUAAAUAGAUGUGAUUGGGUGGUAUUACAUUUUAUAAACUGUUGUAAGACUGUUUUGGUUAUGAAUUUAUAUUGCCAUUUA
Messenger RNA from Daphnia pulicaria, 722 nucleotides. Its product is annotated as transmembrane protein 256 homolog. The transcript is spliced from 4 exons. The record is from RefSeq and is a predicted model, not a curated record. NCBI's taxonomy places the organism in Eukaryota, Metazoa, Arthropoda, Branchiopoda, Diplostraca, Daphniidae. Bases 62 to 583 code for a protein of 173 amino acids.